AUUAUUUGUUGUGAAUUAUUUGUUUCUCUGCAGAGUCCAUUGCUCGUUCGUUUUAUCGUCUUUGGUAUUAGAACGACUCGUUUUUUUCUGUUACGUUCAAUCUCAUCUGUCCUUAUUGCUCGUGUAUGCGACUGCAAUGGCCAAAUCCUUCAUCUCUGAAGCAAGCAACCCAACUCCACGCGCGACUCAUCGUCGCUGGAGCUCUCGUCCAUCCCCCGUCCACAACCCUUCUGCUGAAAUGCCUCACUGGCUUUUCCGAUCGCUCUGCCGAUCUCUCCUAUGCCCUAAAUUUCUUCUUUCAAAUCCCGGACCCGUCCGCUUUUCAGUGGAACACCAUCAUCCGGACUUGUUCUAGGAACCAUCGCCCCAGGGAAUCCCUCCAUUUGUACCACCAAAUGCGUCGAAAGGAUGUACCGCCCGACGCUUACACCUUUCAGUUCUUGUUCAAAUCCUGUGGCCUCUCGGCUUUCGUUCUUGAGGGGCAGAUGGUGCAUGGUGUUUCCGUCAAACUCUUUCCCGAACGCUACGGCCACAUCGCGAAUUCUUUGGUCCAUAUGUAUAUUGAAUUCGGGUGGAUCGAUGAUGCGAUGCGGGCAUUUGGACCGAUUGUCCAGAAGGAUGUUGUCUCGUGGACAACGAUCAUCGGAGGUCUUGUGAAGUUUGGCUCGGUGGAUGAAGCUCGGAAGUUGUUUGACAAAAUGCCUGUGAGGAAUGUGGUCUCGUGGACGAGUAUGAUAGCAGGCUAUGCUAAAGCCGGAAGGGCUGAGGAAGCUGUUCAGCUUUUCAAGGAGAUGCUAUCCGAUGAUGUCACGCCGGACACUGUAGCCAUGGCUGCUGUCCUAUCAGCAUGUGCGCGGUUGCGGGAUCUGAAAUUGGGCAAGUGGAUUCAUCAGCUUGUCAUCGAGAAGAGAAUUGGAAUCAGUAGCAAUCUCGCAGUCGCCCUAAUUGAUAUGUAUGCAAAGGGUGGAGAUAUCAAGUCUGCUUAUCAGAUUUUCGAUUCGAUGGAUCACAAGAUUGUACCAGCUUGGAAUGCUAUCAUUGACGGGUACUGCAAGAUGGGCGACAUAGACAUAGGUCGCUCGCUCUUUGAACAGAUGGAUUCCCCUGAUAUCAUCUCAUUCAACGCAAUGUUGACCGGGUACAUCCAGAGCAGUAGGCUUAAGGAAGCAUUGCUCUUGUUUGCAAAACUGCAGAUGUCUGGCUUGCGGCCAGAUAAGUUCACAUUGGUAGGCUUGCUCACAGCUUGUGCUAAUUUAGGUGUGUUAAGCAAAGGCAAAGUCUUGCAUGCUUAUGUUGAGCAGGGACUGGUAAAGCGUGAUGUUUUUCUUGGUACUGCAUUACUGGACAUGUAUGCAAAAUGUGGGAAGAUGGAUCAAGCAAUGUUAGUUUUCAAUAGGAUGGAGGAAAGGGACGCACAGACUUGGACUGUGAUUAUUUCAGGCCUUGCAAUGAAUGGAAUGGGAAAGCAUGCACUUGAGCAUUUCUGUUUGAUGAAGAAUAAGGGUUUAAGACCCAAUGCAGUAGCUUAUGUCAGUGUUCUGACUGCAUGCAGUCAUUCAGGUCUUUUAGAGGAGGGACACAUGUUUUUUGAUGAGAUGAGUAGUCUAUACAGCAUCAAACCUGAGAUUGAGCACUACGGAUGCAUGGUAGAUUUGCUUGGUCGUCGUGGACGUUUGCAAGAGGCAAUUGAACUUAUUGAAACCAUGCCGAUGGAACCAAAUGCAGUUAUAUGGGGGUCCAUGUUAAGUGCCUGCAGGCUAUACAAGAACACAGAGUUAGCAGAGAAAGCAACAAAGCAUCUCCUUGAGUUAGAGCCACAAGAGGAUGCUGUAUAUGUCCAGUUAUACAACAUAUACAUUGAUAAUAAAAGGUGGGCAGAUGCUUACAAGAUCCGGCGCUUGAUGGAAGAGAGGGGCGUUAAAAAGACUGCAGGUUAUAGCUCGAUUACAGUAGGGGGACAGGUACACAAGUUCAUUGCUGGUGACCAGAUGCACCCAGAUAUUAUGGAGAUUCAAUCUAUGAUAGGUGAGAUGGCGGAGAGAUUGAAAUUGGCAGGUUAUUCACCAAUCACAGAACAGAUAUCCGUGGAAAUGGACGAGGAGGAAAAGGAACAGGCAUUGUUUACUCAUAGUGAGAAGAUGGCAAUUGCUUUCGGAAUCAUGAAAUUGCCAUCCAAUUUGCCAAUUCAUGUUCUGAAGAACUUAAGGGUAUGUGAGGAUUGUCAUUCUGCAAUCAAGCUAAUAUCCAAGAUCUGGAAUCGAUACAUUGUGGUCAGAGAUAGGAGCCGUUUCCACCAUUUUCGAGAUGCCCAUUGCUCUUGCAAUGAUUUCUGGUGAUCCAUUGGAUGGUUAUGCUGGUAUCCUCUAGUCAGAGUGACACAUUCUGGACAGAUUGGAGCCAUUUUAUGCGAUCUCCAAUAUUUGCAUUGCGCUCACAAUGAUUUCUGGCAAUCAUUAUAGAAAUUUCGAAGUUGUUCUAGAGCAGUUCACCCUACCAAAGAAUCUGAUGGUGUCUUCAGACCCAAGAUACAUGCUCAAGUCUGCCGCAUAAGCACAUCUUAACAUGGUAGUCAUGGCUGUUAGCCUCAAGCCUAUGCAGGUCAAAUUAGAGCCAGAUCCUGCCUAAGGACGGAUUCAAGUUUUGUACCAGAUCAGACCAAAAUCAGGUUCUUUCAAGAUUUUUGAACUCUGCAUCACUGGUGUUGACUGUAGUGAGGCCUCAUUUCAAAAUGUCUGGUUUAGGUUUGAAUGAACUCAGGGCUGAAAACUGAUUCUUCCAGGGAAGUUCCGGUUCGAGCAAGCUUAAGCAAUAAGGCAGAUGAUAUGGUAAAGUUGAUUUCCAGAGUUAGUUUUUAAGGAGUACCAACAAAUGCAAAAAGAUAUAUUGAUUUGCCCAACACCGUGCCUCUCGUGCAUGGUAGUGAACCACUACAAGCUAGAGAGAACAUCAUCAUCGGCUGCAACCUCGGCAGUAUUGGUUGCAAAGGUGGACUCAUCACCGUGGAGCUUCCGAAGCAACUGCUCCAGAAAGAUGAAAAGUAAUUUGAUUCGAGGACACGUCCUUUUCUUCUUCUUCUUCGUCACUUAAAGAAAUGAAAAAGCUUGGCCUUUCUUCUUUGUUUGGGAGAGAAAGCCAUCAUGGACGGACUGAGAAGGAUGGA
This is a messenger RNA of Musa acuminata AAA Group (dessert banana), 3160 nucleotides long. RefSeq names its product putative pentatricopeptide repeat-containing protein At5g40405. The transcript is spliced from 2 exons. Gene Ontology annotation, molecular function: zinc ion binding; protein binding. The coding region runs from base 126 to 2336 and encodes 736 amino acids. NCBI's taxonomy places the organism in Eukaryota, Viridiplantae, Streptophyta, Magnoliopsida, Zingiberales, Musaceae. The record is from RefSeq and is a predicted model, not a curated record.